AUGUACAGUAGAUUGACGUCGGACGGAGGCGAGCGGGACGUCUACGACACGCACGCCAUCGACUUCAAGGAUGAGGGCGGCCUCGAUAGACAGAUAGAGCUAAGUGACAUCUCUCACAGGCAAUUGCGAGGCUCUGCCCAGCAGCGCAUUUCGAGCGCGUGUCUUGCGGUCGCCAAGUCCUCUGUGGUACUGUGGGCCAUCAUCCUCCUGCAAUUCGUCGCCAUAGGUCUCCUUCUCCGCCGUUCCCCCUCACCCCCAGAGGCUCCCCUUUAUUCCCCUGCGAACGGGGCUGUCUCGUACAGAUACCACAGAUUCUUCAACGGCUUUGGGCGCAAUGUCUCUCCGUUCCAAGUCCCGCCCUCCAAGGAACUAGACGAACUCUGGGAGGAUCUGUACAACUUUGGCAUUUCCCGCAUCCCGAAAUCUCAAGCGAAGCUGCUCCCCAACGCCACGGAGGCGAUCCCAGGCGACGAAGAGCACUACGCCAUCGAGCUCGACGUCUUCCACGAACUCCACUGCUUAAAUCGUAUUCGGAAAACUAUAUACUCCGACCACUACCCCGACAUGCGCAUCUCCCUCCCAGGGAACGAAAUCCAUAUGAGCCACUGCCUCGACUCCAUCCGCCAGUCUCUGAUGUGCUCGUCGGAUGUCAGCCUUAUCGUCUGGAGAUGGGACGAAGAGGCCGGGCAGUCGUUUCCCCGGGGAGAUGUCGUCCAUCGAUGUCGCGAUUUUGAUAGGAUCAAGGAGUGGGCGCUGGAGAAUCAAUUGGGCAAUCACUUCAAUACAAGCAUCCACGCGGUGCAUGGCCUGCCAAUGCCGUUGUUAGUGUACUAG
This is a messenger RNA of Pleurotus ostreatus (oyster mushroom), 834 nucleotides long. RefSeq lists its product as uncharacterized. Gene Ontology annotation, biological process: mycotoxin biosynthetic process. The record is from RefSeq and is a predicted model, not a curated record. The transcript has 4 exons. Bases 1 to 834 code for a protein of 277 amino acids. NCBI's taxonomy places the organism in Eukaryota, Fungi, Basidiomycota, Agaricomycetes, Agaricales, Pleurotaceae.